This is a messenger RNA of Sinocyclocheilus rhinocerous, 216 nucleotides long. RefSeq names its product small integral membrane protein 1 (gene smim1). The transcript has 2 exons. NCBI's taxonomy places the organism in Eukaryota, Metazoa, Chordata, Actinopteri, Cypriniformes, Cyprinidae. The record is from RefSeq and is a predicted model, not a curated record.
AUGUAGUCCAAUGAGGCCAGUGUUCAGUACAACCGCUGGAAUGAAGACAACAUGAACAUGCAAGUGCCGCAUUCACAGUCCAGACUGAUUGGUCUCUAUAACAGACUGUGCACCGGACGUCUUGGCAUUGUAAUGAAAGCGGCAGUGUCUUUGACUGUGAUGGUAGUUAUAUAUAUUGUUGGAUACAUCACAGGAUACUAUGCUCACCGAUGCUGA